CGUUGCAGAAUUUAGUUUGUUUUGUUUGCUGUCGUUGCCUGCCGGUUCACGGUUUAGAAUUCUAUUUUUAUCUUUUUAAGAAUAAGUUUAUUCCUAUCAAUUAUCCACUAUGUCUAAAAAUGGACCUUUAAUGUAUAGAGUCAAUCCCUUAUAUGACUCGCGCCCUAAUAUAAUUCUACCUACUUGUAUGUACAAAAUGAAUAAUAUUUAUGACACCGUGGAACCAUCAAGUGUUGUCAGCAAUAUGAAUGUCGAAAAUGUAGAUCAAGAGGAUAUAAAGUUAAUUGAACUAGAAAAACGUCAAUUGAGUAUCAUACAAAAACUCGAGGAUCUUAAAGAGAAAGUUGUGAAAAUGACAGAUGAAUUAGGAGUAAAAAUGGAUAAACCUAUUGAAAGCAUAGACAAGUUUCAAGACAUUGUAAUCAGGGCAAAUCCUCAAAAUCCACCACUUAGUAUUUGGGUGUUUUAUCAAAUAUUGUCGCAAAGUGUUCCGGCAAGAUUAGUUACUCAUCUGCAUUCAUCUUUAAAAAGUAUUCCUGAAGCUAUCUGUCAUCUCCCAACCUAUAAUGCAGAGGAUAAAAGCAAUAUUUCUCUGACUGUAAUUUGGAGAGAUGGUUCAAAAGAUCAUGAAAUGGUGGUCAAUCCUAUUCAUCAAGGACCUAUUGAAGGUGAAGUAAAUAUUGCUAGGUACAUCUCAAGACUAUUAUCUUUCAAUUAUGAAAACGAUCCAAUUACCUCUACACUCAUUGAUGAUUGGUUAGAAAUCGCUCAUACUUCUGUACUUCAUGGCAAUACUAAAGAUAGACAGGGUAUUCUGCGAUCUCUUAAUUCACACUUUGGGAAAAGCACGUUUCUGGUCGGUGAUAGUCUGUCAACUGCUGACAUUGUAAUGUGGAGUGCUCUUAUUCAGGCAAAACUUCAUAUAAAUUUACCAACUAAUGCUUUGAAAUGGUUUAAAUCACUAUCUAAUAGUGAGUUUUUUCAGAAAUACAAUGAGUUUAUUUCAUUAUAAAAAUGUAUUUAAAUAGUUAAUAAACAUUUUACAUGUA
Molecule: messenger RNA, 1049 nt
Organism: Parasteatoda tepidariorum (common house spider)
Lineage: Eukaryota; Metazoa; Arthropoda; Arachnida; Araneae; Theridiidae
Gene: AIMP2
Product: aaRS-interacting multifunctional protein 2
Cellular component (GO): aminoacyl-tRNA synthetase multienzyme complex
Source: RefSeq, a predicted model, not a curated record